GAACAAGUUUAAAACUUCGAUAGAAUGUAACAAAAGCGUUCGAAAUCGAGGUUCUAAUUUAAAGGCCCUGGAAAGAAUAACAAUUGCGCAUGCGCUGUGAAAAUAUGAGAAAAUAAAUGUUUGAUUUGGUUAUUUAAAUAUGGCAUUUGUCGUGAAUUUAUAAAUUGUUUGGCGUUGUUUGGGAUGUCAGCUGCCUUUCAAUGGCUAAUACUAUGAUUAUUAUAUUUUCGUCUAGUUUUCUGCCUUAGAUAUCGCCGUAAAACAUAACUUUGUAACCAUGUUCUACUCGACAAUGAUUGGAGAUACGUCGUUCACUGUAUUGAAAAGAUACGAAAAUUUACAACCAAUUGGUUCUGGUGCUCAAGGAAUGGUUUGUUCUGCGCUGGACACAGAAACAGGGGAUAAAGUGGCUAUCAAGAAGUUAAAUCGUCCAUUUCAAAAUGUCACACAUGCUAAGAGGGCAUAUAGAGAGCUUGUCUUAAUGCAGCUUGUCAAUCAUAAAAAUAUUGUUUCCUUAUUGAAUGUUUUUACCCCUCAAGAUUCUCUGGAGGAUUUUACUGAUCUAUAUUUAGUUAUGGAAUUAAUGGAUGCUAAUUUGUGUCAAGUUAUCUCAAUGGAUUUAGACCAUGAACGGUUGUCUUAUUUACUUUACCAGAUGUUGUGUGGAGUAAAGCAUCUUCAUUCAGCUGGGAUUAUACACAGAGAUCUAAAACCAAGUAAUAUUGUAGUAAAAUCUGAUUGCAGUCUCAAGAUUCUUGACUUUGGUUUGGCAAGAUCUGCAGGAUCUAACUUUAUGAUGACGCCAUAUGUUGUGACAAGAUAUUACCGAGCACCUGAGGUUAUCCUGGGGAUGGGAUACAGUGAGAAUGUUGAUUGCUGGUCCAUUGGGUGUAUAUUUGGAGAAAUGAUCCAAGGACAGGUCAUGUUUCCUGGUGUUGAUCAUAUCGACCAAUGGCAUAAGAUUACGGAACAACUUGGAACUCCUGAAGAGUUGUUUUUCGAGAAAUUACAACCUACGGUUCGUAUGUAUUGCAAAAGCAGACAAAGGCAUCGUGGGAAAUCCUUUGAAGAACUUUUCCCAGAUGAAUUGUUUCCCCAUGACACUGAUCGAGAUCAUAGGAAGACUGUGGAUGCCCGCGAUUUCUUGACAAAAGUCCUGGUCGUAGAUCCAUCCAAACGAUACUCCGUUGACCAGGCACUGCAGCAUCCUUAUGUGCAUAUUUGGUAUGACAAGGGAGAAGUUCUUGGGCCGGCCCCAGAGAAAUAUGAUCACUCCAUUGACGAACAGGAACAUACAGUUGAAGCUUGGAAGUCGAUGAUUUACGAGAAAGUUGCACAAUAUCGCUCACAGCACAGCGAUGAGGUAAUGUCUGCACAAGCGAAUGGAGAAUCGACGGACUCUGCAAGUCAAGAACCAUCUACAGGUAGAAAACGGUCAACCCGAAGAAAGAAAGAGCAAUCCCACUCAAUAUCUGCAAGAAUCCGUCAGAUCAUAAAAGGCGAUGAUCAUUGAAGACAUCAACCUUUCAGCAUUUGUCAUGGCCUGGAAGCCAAUGACAUGGAAUCGGUGAAGUCGAUGCAAAAUGAUGACUUUAUCCAGAUAAAUAAAAAUAUUUAAUGGCAGGAUGUACCAGAAAUAGCAUAUACAAAUAUGCAAAGAAUUGGAUUAAGAUUAUUGGAAAAAAUUCUAUGGAAUAUUCUAGGAGAAUAGGAUGAUAUGAACUGAAUUUGAUUAUUUGUUUAAUAUUUUUUUUGAACGUUUUUGGCUUUACGGUCUUUAGUCGUAUAAUAGACGGGAUUUUAGUCAAAUAUUUUUACGGUUCUAGUACAUAAUAGUCAACUUCUAGUAGCGAGAUAUUGUUCAAUUUGGAUGUAUUUGCCGGGGUUCAAGAAACGGUUUAUACUGCAAAGAAAGGUAGUAUAGUUGACUUUCACCUGUUAAUUCUUCUCAAGUUGACAAUUAUGUGAUGAUAAUUUUGGAUUAAAAAACCUGUUUUCAUAGGGAAUAUAUUUAAAGCCUUUGCAAAUUAAUGUAGCUAAUAAAUACUUUAAUUAA
Dendronephthya gigantea is the source of this 2056-nucleotide messenger RNA. RefSeq names its product stress-activated protein kinase JNK-like. Gene Ontology annotation, biological process: JNK cascade; protein phosphorylation. Gene Ontology annotation, molecular function: ATP binding; JUN kinase activity. Lineage: Eukaryota; Metazoa; Cnidaria; Anthozoa; Malacalcyonacea; Nephtheidae. Gene Ontology annotation, cellular component: cytoplasm; nucleus. The transcript has 14 exons. Bases 278 to 1513 code for a protein of 411 amino acids. The record is from RefSeq and is a predicted model, not a curated record.